AAACGCAGUAAGAAGAAAAAGAAAGAAAAGAAGAGAAAAAGAGAAGAGGAUGAUGAAACCCAACUUGAUAUUGUUGGAAUGUGGUGGACAGUAGCCAACUUUGGUGACAUUUCAGGAACUAUCACCACUGAAAUGGAUAAAGGAACCUAUAUCCAUGCACUUGACAAUGGUCUUUUUACUCUGGGAGUGCCACAUAAGGAAGUUGAUGAAGGUCCUAGUCCUCCAGAGCAGUUUACUGCUGUUAAAUUGUCUGAUUCCAGAAUUGCUCUGAAAUAUGGCUAUGGAAAAUAUCUUGGUAUCAAUUCAGAUGGACUUGUUGUUGGGCGAUUGGAUGCCAUUGGACCAAGAGAACAAUGGGAACCAGUAUUUCAAGAUGGGAAAAUGGCCUUAUUGGCCUCAAAUAGUUACUUUAUUAGAUGCAAUGAAGCAGGUGAUAUAGAAGCAAAAAGUAAAACAGCAGGAGAAGAAGAAAUGAUAAAGAUGAGAUCCUGUGCUGAAAGGGAAACGAAGAAAAUAGAUGAAAUUCCAGAAGAAGACAAAGGGAAUGUAAAACAGCGUGAAAUCAACUACAUAAAAAAAUUUCAUUUCCAGGACCAUAAACUUAAAAUCAGUAAAGAAGACAGUAAAAUUCUUAAAAAGGCUCGGAAAGAUGGAUUUUUACAUGAGACACUUCUGGACAGGAGAGCCAAGUUGAAAGCUGAUAGAUACUGCAAAUGACUGGGAUUUUUCUUUGUUUCUGCUUACUCCUUUUAUUUUCUCUGAA
Molecule: messenger RNA, 763 nt
Organism: Fukomys damarensis (Damara mole-rat)
Lineage: Eukaryota; Metazoa; Chordata; Mammalia; Rodentia; Bathyergidae
Product: protein FRG1-like
Cellular component (GO): striated muscle dense body; catalytic step 2 spliceosome; nucleolus
Molecular function (GO): actin filament binding
Source: RefSeq, a predicted model, not a curated record